Dovyalis caffra is the source of this 1005-nucleotide messenger RNA. NCBI's taxonomy places the organism in Eukaryota, Viridiplantae, Streptophyta, Magnoliopsida, Malpighiales, Salicaceae. The record is from the annotation of a GenBank genome assembly.
AUGGCAACUUCACUUAUAACUAAAACCCUAAACUCAAUAAAAAAACCGAACCUUUUAAGACCACUUGCCCAUCAAUUCACCUCCAUCGCCACUGUCCAAUCCGAAAAGCCAUCUUCCUCUUUCAAUUUCGCUGACUCCAACAGCAGUAGCAGCAGCAGCAGCAGCUGUGACACUAGCAAUGACAGAAAUACACAUAUGAAGGGACCUCCAAGUUAUAAUUCGAAAGGCGAAACGGAUUCACCUUCAGUGACAAUGCCGAUGUCAUCCAUGACAGGGUCAAUUGUGGGCAAGAGGUUUUAUAGGCAAGUGACAACUAGAGAAGCUGAUGAUGGGAAUGGAUGGACUGUGAUGCUUGAUUAUAGGACUCUUAAAACUCCUUCUAAAAGGCCUCUCAAGUUGCCCACUUUAGCUCUUGCCAAUGCCAUUGCUGCUGAAUGGGAUUAUCAGCAAACAGACGGGAUCAGGCCUUUUACAAUGCCUCUCAUGAAACUUGCCUGCACUGCACUGGAAAGAGUUCCACUCACACGGCCAAAGAUUAUUGAAAACUUGAUGAGGAAAUUUAGUCAAGAUUUAGUAUUCUGUCGUGCUCCUGAGGAUAAUGUUCUCACAAGACGUGUCUAUGAACGGCAGGUGGAGAAAUUUGAUCCCUUAAUUGGUUGGAUAAACUCAGAAUUUGGCUUUAAGCCUGUUGUGUACUCGAGUCUUUUUGGUGGCAAGCAGGAGGAAGGUCUGGUAAAAGCAAUAGAAAACCUUCUAAAGAAAACCGAUGACUGUGAAUUGGCAGUGAUUGAUGCAAUUGCAUCUGCAGCACACUCUUUAAUGAUUGCUGUCAGAAUUGUCCGAGGGAAAUUGGAUAUUGAGGAAGCUAUUGAACUUAUCAGACUUGAAGAAGAUUUGCAGGUCGACACUUGGGGUUUGGUUGAAGGUGGCCAUGACAUAGAUAUCGCUGAUCUAAGGGUACAAAUUUCCUCUGCUGCUGUUUUCCUUGGUCUUUCCAGGACAUGA